Messenger RNA from Labrus mixtus (cuckoo wrasse), 2152 nucleotides. RefSeq names its product sodium- and chloride-dependent GABA transporter 2-like. Gene Ontology annotation, cellular component: membrane. The transcript is spliced from 13 exons. The coding region runs from base 413 to 2002 and encodes 529 amino acids. NCBI's taxonomy places the organism in Eukaryota, Metazoa, Chordata, Actinopteri, Labriformes, Labridae. The record is from RefSeq and is a predicted model, not a curated record. Gene Ontology annotation, biological process: sodium ion transmembrane transport.
UUUUAAUUUGGGGUCAUAGUGCAGCAUUAGCCACUGACCGCAGCUACAGCCCCAACUAGUGGUGGGUGGCUACAGUACAUAACAUUUGAUAGGCUGUGGUGCACUUGACAUUUCAGUGUGGAAGCAAACUGAUCCAAAUUCAACAAUGUUGCAACUUCACCCCUGAAUCGCACAAAGUCCACCAAGCUUCAUAUGAAAAAUUGACAAAACAAGUAUGCCCUUGACUUACACCUGGCAGAUAAUAACUGUUAGAGGCGUUCCUGCAUUGGAUGAAACACAGUCACUUUUCUCUGUUUAAUAGAGCUCAUUUGUCUUCAUCCCAGUAGAGUCCGUAAUCUCUGUUGUAUCUUUGUUUUUUGUCAUUGCAGGGGUUUUCCUGUUGCCUUACUGCAUCUUUGCUGUGCUGUUAGGCAUGCCACUCUUCCUGCUUGAGACUGUGAUUGGUCAGUACACACAGGAGGGCGCUAUCACCUGCUGGACCAAGCUCUGCCCCCUGGCAAAGGGGACUGGCUAUUCAAUCAUGGUGAUCCAGCUUUAUUCCAGAUUCUACAUCAUUAUCCUGGCAUGGACCCUACUGUACCUCAUAAACUGUUUCAGAGACCCUCUGCCCUGGGCCAUUUGCAACAAUCCCUGGAACACAGACCUUUGUGUUGACCUCACCUCUGCAAACAACACUGAAGUACACGGUGGCAACUUGACCGGAAACUGGACAUCUAGAAAUAUCACCAAGUCUUCAGUCUCUGAGUUCUGGGAGAGAGAAGUGUUAUCCAUGUCUGGUGGAAUAGAAGAUGUUGGCUCAGUUAAGUGGGAGCUGCUGCUGUGUCUCCUGACCUGCUGGGUUGCCUGCUACUUCUGCGUCUGGAAAGGUGUCCGCUCUACAGGAAAGCUGGUGUAUUUCACAGCUGUGUUUCCAUACGUGACACUGGCCAUCCUGCUGGUCAGGGGUUUGACCCUGGGUGUGGUCUACUACCUGUAUCCAGAUCCGUCUCGCCUGGCAGACCUCCAGGUUUGGAUAGAGGCUGCCGCCCAGGUCCUUUUCUCCUAUGAUGUUGCAUCAGGAACCAUAAUCACACUUGGCAGCUACAACAAAGUCAAGAACAACUGCUACAGGGACAGUCUGUGGUUGUGCAUGCUCAACAGCAGCACCAGCUUUGUUGCUGGUUUUGCAGUCUUCUCAGCUCUGGGCUACAUGGCCCACAAACAGGAAGUUCCAAUCAACAUGGUGGUAGAAUCAGGGCCUGGGCUGGCAUUCAUUGCUUAUCCUCAGGCUGUAGCCAUGAUGCCCCUGCCUCAGCUGUGGGCAGCCUGUUUCUUUGUUAUGCUCAUUCUUUUGGGACUGGAUACACUGUUUGCAGGUUUGGAAACUAUAACUUCGUCAGUGAUUGACAUGUUCCCAGAACAAAUGCGCAAACCGUGGUGCAGAGAAAUCUUCCUCAUGUUCUUCUGUUCUGCUGGCUUUAGUAUACAGAUCUCCCUCACCACUCAGGGUGGAGUGUAUCUGUUCCAACUGAUCGACUACUAUGCAGCAAAUGGAGCAUGUAUAUUAUUUGUGUCUUUUGUCCAGUUUAUGGCUGUUGGCUGGGCCUUUGGGGCUGAACAGAUUUGCGAUGCAGUUAAAGAAAUGACGGGACAGAGACCAUCUAUUCUUUUUCAUCUGUGUUGGCGUUACUUCACCCCUCUAAUCUGCAUGGUUUGCUUCAUCUGCUCCUUCCUGGACUAUCAGCCACUGAAAUCCAGUGGGGGCCAUGCGUACUCAGACUGGGCUUACUAUCUGGGCUGGUGCAUGGCUCUGUCCUCUGUGAUUGCAGUACCUAUCUGGACUAUCUACAAGAUCUUCCUCACCCAGGGCACCCUCAGACAGGUAAUAGCACUACCACACCCUCGUCUGACGGUACUGUGGCAUCCUGUUAAGGAUCCAGUUAGUCCCAAGACAAACAAAGAACAUCUUCUGGAUGAAACAGAACAAAUAAAUAUGACAGCACCUGUCCUAGAUAAAUUAUAAACCUGAAAGGUACUUCUGAGUUUGUCUGAGCAUGUUAUGUAAAGACAAACUUUGGCCCCAGACUCAGUGUUGCUGACUGAAGAAAAUACUUGUUAAUAAUAAGUGAUGUUUGUAAAUGAAAUGUUGAAUACUAAUUACUUGUACCGUGAA